This is a messenger RNA of Jaculus jaculus (lesser Egyptian jerboa), 782 nucleotides long. RefSeq names its product PTTG1 regulator of sister chromatid separation, securin (gene Pttg1). Gene Ontology annotation, cellular component: nucleus; cytoplasm. The record is from RefSeq and is a predicted model, not a curated record. Bases 118 to 720 code for a protein of 200 amino acids. The transcript is spliced from 6 exons. Gene Ontology annotation, biological process: chromosome organization. NCBI's taxonomy places the organism in Eukaryota, Metazoa, Chordata, Mammalia, Rodentia, Dipodidae.
GGUGACGGCAGUGAUUCCGGGGAACAAGAGUGUUUGAACCGGCCUGGGGGAAGCCGGGACUGUGGUUUGGCCCCAGCUUCUAUCUAAUACGUUCACUCGUCCCUAGAACAGUCCAGGAUGGCUACUCUGAUCUUUGUUGAUAAGGAUAAUGAAGAACCAGGCACCCGUGUGGCUGCUAAGGAUGGGCUGAAGCUGGGGUCUGGUGUCAAAGCCUUAGAUGGGAGACCUCAGAUCUCAACACCCCGUGUUGGCAAAACCUUCAAUGCUCCAUCGGCCUUACCUAAAACGGCCAGGAAGGCUUUGGGAACUGUCAAUAGAGCUACAGAAAGCUCCGUGAAGACCAGUGGACUGCACAAACAGAAACAGCAAGGCUUCACGGUGAAAAAGAUGACUGAGAAAACCGUUAAAGCGAAAAGCUCGGCUCCUGCCUCCAAUGACACCUAUCCAGAAAUAGAAAAGUUUUUCCCCUAUAAUCCUCUCGAUUUUGAGAGCUUUGACCUCCCUGAAGAGCACCAGAUUGCACACCUCCCCUUGAAUGGAGUGCCUCUCAUGAUCCUUGAAGAAGAGAAAGGGCUUGAAAGGCUGUUGCACCUGGAUCCACCUUCGCCCUUGAAGAUGCCAUCUUCACCAUGGGAAUGUAAUCCGCUGCAGUCUCCUUCAAGCAUCCUGGCGAGCCUGGGCAUUGAAUUGCCUCCUGUUUGUUAUGAUAUAGAUGUUUAAGUAUCUUCCUUUUUAGUUUGUGAAUAUUGUAUUAAUAAUAAAGCAUUUUUUGGUUUAUCAGA